Molecule: messenger RNA, 2271 nt
Organism: Castor canadensis (American beaver)
Lineage: Eukaryota; Metazoa; Chordata; Mammalia; Rodentia; Castoridae
Source: RefSeq, a predicted model, not a curated record
AUGGGAGAAGACAUUGGUGUAGAGGAGUUGGGAGAUGGGCAGACAGAGCCCGUGAGGUCACAAUCAAGAGACUCCAUCCCAUUAAAUGACCUAAAGUCAGAAGUAUCACCCCGGAUUUCAGCAGAGGACCUGAUUGACCUGUGUGAGCUCACAGUGACAGGCCACUUCAAAACACCCACCAAGAAAACAAAGUCCAGUAAACCAAAGCUCCUGGUAGUUGACAUCCGGAAUAGUGAAGAUUUUAUUCGGGGUCACAUUUCAGGCAGCAUCAACAUUCCAUUCAGUGCUGCAUUCACUACAGAAGGAGAGCUAACCCCAGGCCCUUACACCACUAUGCUUCAGAACUUCAAGGGGAAGGUCAUUGUCAUCGUGGGACAUGUGGCAAAGCAUACAGCUGAGUUUGCAGCUCAUCUUGUGAAGAUGAAGUAUCCAAGGGUCUGUAUUCUAGAUGGUGGCGUUAACAAGAUCAAGCCAACAGGCCUUCUCACCGUACCUUCUCCUCAAAUAUGAAGAGCCAAGAGUCCAUCUGACAAAUGGACAGAAUGGCACCAAUGCCCAGCAGCACAUUCUUCACAGCCAUGUAUGUCACUCUAAGACAGAACUAGACGUCCAGAGUAUUGCAUUUCCAUAAAGCUUUGCCAUGACACAUUUUCGUAAAUCUCAUAACCCAAAUAGUCUGCUGUCCAGGCAAGAAACUUGACUGUACAUGUAUUGCUAAAAGAAUUCUCUUAACAGUGAAAUCUGAUCAUGUAUUUUUACCACACUGCCACAUAAAGCUAGAGGAAUGCAACUGACAGGACAGAUUUAGCAUGAUCAAGAAAUCCCAGUUGCACCGAAAAAGCCAUCCCCCAUUGUAGUGAACAGACAGUCCUAACAAGGGUGUCGUGUAGCAAUACAGACUGAAUGUGGCCUGAAAUUAUCUUCUGUUCAUGAUAACAAAAACUGGAAAGUUAUUCACAGUGUAUACUUGUAAAUAAAUGCAAUGUUUAGGAAUUCAUUUACCCACAUAAUCACUCUUGUACGUGUGGGUGUGUGUGUGUGUGUGUGUGUGUGUGUGUGUGUAUGCACAUAUGUUUAGAAGAAGUGGACUUUAGCCCAUUUCAAAAAGCAGAAAUAGUUUAUUCCCAGAAAAAUGAAAUUCAGGAACCAUUCAUAUUUCACCAAAUAUUUGUUCAAUGCCAAUAGCAGAGGCCCAAAAACUGACUAAAAUAAUUGUAGUUUCCUUAUCACAUAAAAGGCUACGUAGUCAGGCUAGUGUAUUGACAUCAUAAUCCUUUAAAACCCAGUCAGUCUCCUAUUUUAUUUUUUUAUCUUCUCAAUACAUGGCUUCCAUCUCAUGGAUAAAAAGGCUACUCUGUUUCCAUCUUCAGAUCUGUGAUAUAGAAGAAAAUAAAAGAGAGGGGACGAAAAGAGGAGGGAAGGAAUAAGGAAGGAAAAAAGGAGAGGAGAGGAGGCAUAAACUAUCAGUUGCGUACAUCACUUCUGGUUACACCACAUUAGCCAAGACUGCAGGACUUACGCACGUGGCCACAUCUGGUAUAAGGAAAACUCUGAUUAUGGUCUUUGGCUGAGUGGCCAUCUUCCCAGACAAAAAUACCUUGUUACUCUUUGGGAGGGAGGAGGAAACACAUUAGGGACUGCUAGCACUCUCUGCCACAUUAAUAGAAAAAUACUCCACUGAGUCUAAGACACUGUCAUUUUACUCACCACAAAGAAAGGAAAAUGCAGCCAAAUAAACUAAAACACACCAUUCAAUAAUAAAUUGCAUAUUUUUUCAGAUUUCUGAAAUGGGAAUGUAUCUUAUAAUUGGUGAAAUAUAUCUUUGUCUUCAGUUUUAUUUUGAUUAAAAAGUAUUGAUUCCUCUGUUACUUAUAUUCCUCUUCAGUGUGAAAACUGCAUAGUCUGAACAUUUUAAUAAGAGCCUCAGCUUUCUGGGCCAUGGUUUUGUUGCUGCUGCUGUUGCUGCUGUUUAGUUUGUUUUGUUAGCAUCUAUUUUUAUUGAGAUACGCUGUGCAUACCAUAAAAUUUGCAUACACUUUUAAAACAUACAACUCAGAGCUCAUGCCUUUAAUCCUAGUUACUCAGGAGGUGGAAAUCUGGAGGAGUGCAAUUCUAAGCUAGCCCAGGCAAAAAGUUAACAAGACCCCAUCUGAAAUCAAUAAGCUGGGUAUGGUGAUGCAUGCCUGUUAUCACAGCUGUGAGGGAAGCUAUAGGUAGGGAGAUCAAGGUCCAGGCUGGCUGGGUAAAAAUGUGUUACCCUACCUGAAAAAU